Messenger RNA from Macadamia integrifolia, 705 nucleotides. RefSeq names its product ubiquitin-like protein 5. Bases 141 to 362 code for a protein of 73 amino acids. The record is from RefSeq and is a predicted model, not a curated record. NCBI's taxonomy places the organism in Eukaryota, Viridiplantae, Streptophyta, Magnoliopsida, Proteales, Proteaceae. Gene Ontology annotation, biological process: protein modification process; mRNA splicing, via spliceosome. The transcript is spliced from 3 exons. Gene Ontology annotation, molecular function: protein binding; protein tag activity. Gene Ontology annotation, cellular component: cytoplasm; nucleus.
CUAUAUACAACGGCUGCUCCGAGCAAAGGAGGUCUGGACUCUUGGACGCGUAUUCUUCCAUUCUGAUCUUCGAUUUCUUGCGGUUCAAGUCUUUCGACUUCGGAGGUGAAGAGCAAAGGAGAGAAGCGAAAGUAGCGAAGAUGAUCGAAGUAGUAUUGAACGAUCGGCUGGGAAAGAAGGUUAGGGUUAAGUGCAACGAUGAUGAUACGAUCGGAGACCUGAAGAAGCUUGUCGCUGCUCAGACGGGGACGAGAGCUGAAAAGAUCAGGAUUCAGAAGUGGUAUAACAUCUACAAGGAUCAUAUCACCCUCAAAGACUACGAGAUUCAUGACGGAAUGGGCCUCGAACUCUACUACAACUAAAAUUAGGUGGAUGAUUUCUCUUAGGAAUGCUGGUCUGAUGUCGAAGGUGCAUUUUUCUCUUGGGCCAGAGAAGAGAAAGUAGAUGGUCAAAAGUCAGUGUUCUCUGCUUCACUAUGCUUCUGGAACUAUGAUAUAUAAUGAUGUAAUACAGAAUUGACUGGAUUAAUUAGACUUGGUAUUGUAAAAUUGAAUUGCUUCUGCCUCAAUCUGGGGUUCUCUUUUUACCUAUGUGACUAUGUCGGUAUUUGGUGGGGCCUUCACCAUCUAAAUUCUGAUGGUUUACAAUAGCCUAUAAUUUCAGCCAUAUAUGCAUAAUAGAUCUAGCUGUGGAGAAGGUUCAUUA